AAAGAAAUUUUAAAAAAUAAAUAAUAAUAAGGCAUCCUUACCCAUUCAUUCUCCCAUCAAACUUCAUCACCACAACCAAAGUACAAUCACAAACCAAAUCACAACCACACAAAAAUGGCACAUCAACAACAACAAGAACAAGAAGAACCCUUAAUCUACAACCUUCCACAAGACACACUUCACCAAAUCUUCUCUUCCUUACCUCUCCAACAAAUCAUCAUCUGCCGUUCCCUUUCCAAAUUCUUCAACAAUCUCCUCACCACACCUUCCUUCCUCCACCUCAUCUCCACCACUCUUCCACCUCUCAACCUCCUUGCCCUCCGCCACCACAACCACUACCCUCCCUCCUCCACCAUCCACCUCUUUGAUCCAAAUCUAAAUCAUUGGCUUCAUUUUCCUCUCAACUUCCUCCCUUUCUCUUCUCCUCUUCCAGUUGCUUCAUCUCAUGGACUCAUCUACCUUUGGGCCCAGCCCAUUAACAACAGCCCAGUUUCUUCUCAAGCCCAAGCCCAUACUCAAACACAAGCAACUAAAUCACUUAUUGCUUGUAACCCUUUAACCCGGAAAUUCCGGAUCCUUCCUCAUUUAGGAUCUGCUUGGUGUAGACAUGGUUCUGUUAUAGUUGAUUCAGUUAACCGAGUAAUGGUUUUAACUGAAUUAGCUGCGUUUUAUUUUGCUGGCCAUGGCAGUUCCGAUGACAAUGAUAAAAUUUCUAGCUGGCAGAAAUUUUCGUCGAAUUUACCGUCAAAGCCACGGAGCCCAGUUCUUAUUGAGGACUGGGCUUACGCGCUUUGUGAAGUUGGCUCCCCGUGGAGGAGCCAAUGGAAAUUGUUUUCGUGCUGCUUUUCUGCGACCACGAGUGGUAAGUGGUCGCGGAUAGAGCGGCAGGAAUGGGGUGAUGUUUUUGAUAUUUUAAAGAGGCCGCGGUUAGUUCGCGGGGUUGGGAAUAGGAUUUUGAUGAUUGGUGGUUUGAAGUCGUCAUUUUCGUUGAAUUCACCAUGUUCGACGAUUUUGAUUUUGAGGCUUGAUCUUGGGAUGAUGGAGUGGGAUGAGGCGGGGAGGAUGCCGGUGGAGAUGUUUAAGUGUUUUCAGGAGGCGGGGAAGUUUAAGGUGUUUGGAGCUGGUGAUAGGGUUUGCUUCUCGGCAAAGAGGGUUGGGAAGUUGGCGUUGUGGGAUCGUGGUCGAGAGAAGGGAGAUGAGUGGAGUUGGAUUGAUAAUGUGCCUGGAAAUGGUGAUGGACUCUAUAGGGGAUUUGUGUUUGAAGGGAGACUUGAUGCAUUGCCUUGAGGGUUCCAAUUAUGGAUUCAUAGUUGGACAUUGGUUAUGGUAUUUUAAAUUUUAAUCAUUUAUGCUAUGUUUACUUUGGAUAUAAUUUAUAUGGAAGUGAAAUUUGUUUUAUACAUGUAUCAAAUCGCAUACAAGAUAUAUAGAUAUUUGUGGAGAUACAUAGGAACAAAGAGUACAAUGUUACAUCAUAGUGUAAUUUGAUUGGUUGAGCAUGUAAAAACAAUCCACGUUGUAAGUGUAUAACAGUCAUUCUCUUUUAUAUGUGAACUAUCUUGUAAUGUAUAAUAUCAUUGGUUUUUCAAUGCAAUAUUGAAGGAGUGUGCAAAUCAA
Molecule: messenger RNA, 1617 nt
Organism: Medicago truncatula (barrel medic)
Lineage: Eukaryota; Viridiplantae; Streptophyta; Magnoliopsida; Fabales; Fabaceae
Product: SKP1-interacting partner 15
Exons: 1
Coding region: 115-1287 (390 amino acids)
Molecular function (GO): protein binding
Source: RefSeq, a predicted model, not a curated record